AUGGCUGAUUCUAACCGCAAAACAUGCCGCACGUUUAAGGCAGAUAUUGGGCCUUUUCACGUAAAUCUAAAUCCAGUGGUCACAGUGAUAUCUGCAUCCGUCGUUUGGGGGCUUGUCAUGUGGGGUAUGUUGGCCGACACUGACAAUGUAUCUCAAUACAUGACCGAAGGCAAGAGCUGGAUCACGGAAAAGUUUACCUGGCUGUACAUCGGGACUCAGGACGCUUGGUUUCUUUUCAUUGUGGUUGUCUACUUCUCGAAAUAUGGAAAGAUGAGACUUGGCAGAGAUGACGAAGAACCAGAAUUUAGCGAUGCUGCAUAUUUCACAAUGUUGUUCUCAGCGGGCGUUGCGAUUGGCUUGUUCGAUUAUGGUGUCGCUGAACCGAUCUACCAUUACGAGCCCGGGACGUAUGGAAAUCGGUAUUGGGGAAG
This is a messenger RNA of Paramuricea clavata, 431 nucleotides long. The record is from the annotation of a GenBank genome assembly. Lineage: Eukaryota; Metazoa; Cnidaria; Anthozoa; Malacalcyonacea; Plexauridae.